Messenger RNA from Syzygium oleosum, 1841 nucleotides. Its product is annotated as serine/threonine-protein kinase SAPK7-like. Lineage: Eukaryota; Viridiplantae; Streptophyta; Magnoliopsida; Myrtales; Myrtaceae. Gene Ontology annotation, molecular function: ATP binding; protein serine/threonine kinase activity. The record is from RefSeq and is a predicted model, not a curated record. The coding region runs from base 429 to 1550 and encodes 373 amino acids. The transcript has 9 exons. Gene Ontology annotation, biological process: protein phosphorylation; intracellular signal transduction.
UCAGGACUCAUCAUCUCUCUCUCCUUCACGAUAAUCUCCUCCUCCUCCUCCUUCUCCUUGAUUCCCUCAUCGUAUAAUCUCUCCAGAUUCGUUGCUUUCCUUCAAAUCCUCAGCAAACCCACCUCCACCGCCGCCGCCGCUUCUCCUUCUACAGCCCAAAAUCCAACCUUUACACUCACAAUUCCUCUCCCUCUCUCCCUCUUUCUUUCUCUCUCUCUCUCUUUGCUGUAUAUAUGGUCGUGCUUUGAUGUCCUGCGAUCAAGGAUUCAGGACUCGGUGCCUUUUUCCUUUCUUUUCUUGAUUGAGCUUUGAUGGGCUUGGCCUGAAGCUCGAUUCCCGCGAGAUUUGGAGCUUUCUUUGGCAAUCGGUGAAGUGGGUCUCUGGUUUUGCGUAGUCCCAGAAAGGAAGGGGGGGGGGGGGGGGGUGACAUGGAGAAGUACGAGGUGAUCAAGGAUAUAGGAUCGGGCAAUUUCGGAGUUGCCCGGCUCAUGAGGAACAAGGAGACCAAAGAAUUUGUUGCCAUGAAGUACAUCGAGCGAGGUCGCAAGAUUGACGAGAAUGUGGCCAGAGAGAUUAUUAAUCAUAGAUCGCUUUGCCAUCCAAAUAUCAUUCGCUUCAAAGAGGUGAUUUUGACGCCUACCCAUCUUGCUAUUGUCAUGGAAUAUGCGGCGGGGGGUGAGCUCUUUGAGAGAAUCUGCAAUGCUGGAAGAUUCAGCGAAGAUGAGGCCAGAUAUUUCUUCCAGCAGCUCAUCUCAGGAGUUAGCUUCUGCCAUGCCAUGCAAAUAUGUCAUAGAGAUUUGAAGCUGGAGAACACCCUCUUAGAUGGAAGCGCUGCGCCGAGACUUAAAAUAUGUGAUUUUGGGUAUUCUAAGUCUUCUGUGCUUCAUUCAAGACCUAAAUCCACCGUCGGAACUCCAGCAUACAUUGCACCUGAGGUUCUCUCUAGGAGGGAAUAUGAUGGCAAGUUGGCAGAUGUCUGGUCCUGUGGUGCGACUCUUUAUGUGAUGCUUGUGGGAGCAUACCCCUUUGAAGACCCGGAUGAUCCAAAAAACUUCAGAAAGACUAUUAGUCGGAUCAUGGCUGUUCAGUACAAGAUCCCUGAUUACGUUCAUAUAUCUCAAGAUUGCAGACAUCUCCUUUCUCGCAUAUUUGUUGCAAAUCCAUUAAGGAGAAUCACCAUCAAAGAAAUCAAGUCUCACCCAUGGUUUCUAAAGAACUUGCCACGUGAAUUAACGGAGGCAGCUCAAGCAAAGUACUACAGAAGAGAAAACCCAAACUUACCGCGGGAAUUAACAGAGGCAGCUCAAGCAAAGUACAGAAAAGAAAACCCAAGCUUCUCCCCUCAGAGUGUUGAGGACAUCAUGAAAAUCGUGGAAGAGGCCAGAAGACAGGCUCCACCGUCGCACUCCCGCGGGAGCUUUGGCUGGGAAGAGGACGACGAUGGUGAUCCAAAGGAGGAAAAUGCGGAAGAAGAAGAGGAAGAGGAAGAAGAUGAAUACGAUAAGAGGGUCAAGGAGGUGCAUGCUAGUGGAGAAAUCCGUAUCAUUUAAUAUAUCCGUUUUUCUGUCAGUAUGGGUCUAUAAGCUAUUGAAUGGGGCAUCUAUAUAGACAAAGGUGAAUGUUUGUAUCCGAAGGAAGAGAGAUGUCGGUUUUGCAAUUAGAUCCUGAUGUCUGAGCGUGUGUAAAUUGGUGGUUUACUUAAUGAUUGAUUCAUGCUGCUUGUGAAUUUAGAGGGUAUGGAGAACAUAAGAGUUUGUAGCCUAAUUGUGAAGCUGUGAGCUUGUAGUGAUUUGUCAGCAAGGGUAAAAUACAAAACAGCCGAGUGCCUCUUGUUAUUAUCA